Molecule: messenger RNA, 858 nt
Organism: Rhipicephalus microplus (southern cattle tick)
Lineage: Eukaryota; Metazoa; Arthropoda; Arachnida; Ixodida; Ixodidae
Product: cytoplasmic dynein 2 intermediate chain 2
Biological process (GO): intraciliary transport
Cellular component (GO): ciliary plasm; cytoplasmic dynein complex
Molecular function (GO): dynein light chain binding; dynein heavy chain binding
Source: RefSeq, a predicted model, not a curated record
AUGGCGUCCGUGACGUGCCUUGCAAAGAACAACUUCGACGAUGAGGUCUUCGUGAUAGGAACCGAAGGAGGAGGAGUUCUUCAAGGAUCCCUCAGUCUAUCGAGGCCGAUAGCGCCCGUAGUCAACGACCACGCUUCGAUAGAACGCACCUACAGCUGCCCCAUCGUGGCACGAUUCCCUCCCCACCGCGGCCACACGCUGGACGUCCACUCGUCUCCCUUCGAGAGGAACGUGUUUGCGUCGGGAGGCAUCGACCGAGAAGUCAAAGUGUACAGCUUGCUACAGUUGGAGCCAGUGCUGACCAUUCAAGUGGCAGAAGCGGCCACGAGGGUCCGCUGGUCCCCCUCGCAGCCGGCAUUGCUGGCAGCGCUUCAGGGCGACGGCCGCCUUGGCUUCUACGAUCUGCGUCGCACAACAUCUCCCGUGGCAGAGUUCCCACCACGCUGUGAAGGUGGCGCCAGCACUAGCCUCGAGUACUGCGCGCACAGCCCAGACCUGCUCUUAGUUGGACGCGGGUCAGGCAACACGGAAGUCUGGCAGCUGGGUUCCAAGCUGGUGGCUGCAGGCGAAGUGAACCAGAGUGACGUCAUCAGGGAUGUGGCCAGUGGCGCCUUCGUUUCCGAGUAGCCCACGCUCCCUGGUAGACAGCCAUCACCCUGUGCACUGGCGAUGUCCAGUGAAAUUCUUUCGCUCGUGAAAGCGAAGCUGGAGCCUGUGCUGCUCUAAUCGGGAUCAACAUUUCACGGAAAGCGUCACGAAUAAAGUACAAAGAAGAUGAUACGUCGCCUUUGCCCCGCGCGGGGCUGGAACAGUUACCCAAAGAAAUGACUGAUGAAUGUAAAAAUAAAGAACAAACUG